Molecule: messenger RNA, 898 nt
Organism: Gossypium arboreum
Lineage: Eukaryota; Viridiplantae; Streptophyta; Magnoliopsida; Malvales; Malvaceae
Product: ethylene-responsive transcription factor ERF107-like
Exons: 1
Coding region: 71-694 (207 amino acids)
Biological process (GO): ethylene-activated signaling pathway; regulation of DNA-templated transcription
Molecular function (GO): DNA-binding transcription factor activity; DNA binding
Source: RefSeq, a predicted model, not a curated record
UAUAUAAAUAUAUUAUAUUCUAACCCGGUGCCGCCUCCAUUUAUUAAUUCUUGAAAAAGUUUUCAAGGAAAUGACCAGCGUUGAAGAAUCAACGACACUUGAGUUCAUUCAUCAGCACCUCCUUGGAGACUUCACUUCGGCUGAUGCUUUUAUAAGUAGCCUUGAUUUUGGCCUCUCUCAACUACAAAAUUACCAGGUUCCCGAACUGUAUCAACCUCACUCUCCCGUAUCUGACCCGAAUUGCCGAAUCCCUGAAAUCUUCGGCUAUGACGUAAAACCUGAGGUUGUUGAGCUGGCAUCUCCGAGUGUGUUCAUUUCAGGGUCGAAAAUGGAGCAGAAGGUGUUGGUUUGUGAAGAGAGGAGGCAUUACAGAGGGGUGCGGAGAAGGCCAUGGGGAAAGUUUGCUGCAGAGAUCCGAGACCCGACCAGGAAGGGACGUCGGGUUUGGCUAGGUACUUUCGAUACCGAUGUUGAUGCUGCCAAGGCUUAUGAUUGUGCAGCAUUUAAAAUAAGGGGGCAGAAAGCAAUACUGAAUUUCCCACUGGAAGCUGGACAGGCUACUCCACCAGCCACAACUUGUAGGAAAAGGGGAAAAGAGAAGAGAAAUAAGUCGCCGGAAAGUGACGUCAUGUCACAAGUUAGUAGUGAGCUAGCUUCGGCGGUGGUGAAGGAAGAAGAGGAUAAGCCUUAUUGAUGGUCAGAAUAUCACCUGUCACCAUUAUAAUUAGAAGAAGAUAACAUGAUAGAUAAUGUGAAUACGGUAAGCUGUUAAAAGGGAGGCAUUUAAAUCACGCACCAUCAAAAAAUGUAUAUUUAUAAGUCUAAUUAUUGAGUUGCUUUGCAAGUUCAGUUGGAAUUUGAUCAGUGAUUACAAAGAGAAAAUCUUAAAUUUUCGAAA